Molecule: messenger RNA, 1133 nt
Organism: Hyla sarda
Lineage: Eukaryota; Metazoa; Chordata; Amphibia; Anura; Hylidae
Product: putative nuclease HARBI1
Exons: 2
Coding region: 1-1056 (351 amino acids)
Source: RefSeq, a predicted model, not a curated record
AUGCGGGCACACAACAUUGCCAACUCGGCCAAUCCUUCAAUUACUCCCCGUCAAACCCGAAGGCCAAGGCGGUUCAAAAUUAGGCUUAACCUGAAUUCAUUUACAGAUGAGGAUGUCCUUCAACAUUUUAGACUAUCAAAAGAUUCCAUUAGAAUGCUUUAUGAAGAAAUCAAACUACACAUUGACAGACAGACAAGAAGAAGUCACGCUAUUUGUGGAAUGUCUAAACUCCUAGCAGUACUUCAUUACUUAGCUAGUGGUUCUUUCCAGUACUGUAUAGCCUCCAAAAUAGGUUUCACCCAACCCACAUUCAGCCGCUGUCUUCGUCAGGUUGUUAAUGCUAUUGUGAACAUCAGCACCAAUUACAUAAGCUUCCCAUACAGCAUCUCAGAAAGGGAGGAAGUGAAGCAAAAGUUUUUCCAAAAAUAUGGUAUGCCUUUAACAAUCGGAUUAAUAGAUUGUACGCAUUUCGCAAUCAUCCCACCCGCAGCAGAGGAACAAAGCUACAGAAACCGGAAGAUGUUCCACUCUUUAAAUGUUCAACUAAUAUGUGGCCCCUCCGGUGAAAUUUUAGACAUUGUCGCCAGAUAUCCUGGAGGAACCCAUGACUCAUUCGUGUUAAGCGGAAGUGGAAUUGGCCAACUAUUUCAAAGUGGUUAUUUUGGUGAUGAUUUAUUAUUAGGUGAUAACGGGUAUCGCCUUACUCCAUGGCUACUUACCCCCUAUCUUUCGCCACGAACAGACGCCCAGCAACGCUAUAAUCUAGCGCACCGAAGAACACGGAGCCAAGUGGAAAGAGUUUUUGGACAGCUCAAGUCACGUUUUCGCUGCCUAGAUGUAACAGGUGGUGCUAUGCUAUAUAAACCAGUUCUAGUUGGAAAAAUUAUCUUGGCCUGUGCCGUGUUGCAUAAUAUUGCACUACAACAUCACAUACCAAUAGAGAUUGCUGCGGAUCUUCGCGAACCCAUCGACUGCCCGCCUGUGAUGGGUCAUGAGAGUAGUCAGGCUGGAAACUUGAAACGAAAUGACAUUUCUUACAAUUUUUUUAGCCGAUAGGCUUCAUUCUGCCAAGCUGUUUGUACGUUGUUGAAUUUAAACAGAUUUAGAUACCACAUUUACAACAGGCAGGCUAG